Coniophora puteana RWD-64-598 SS2 is the source of this 1736-nucleotide messenger RNA. RefSeq lists its product as uncharacterized. The transcript is spliced from 12 exons. Gene Ontology annotation, molecular function: transmembrane transporter activity. Bases 34 to 1656 code for a protein of 540 amino acids. NCBI's taxonomy places the organism in Eukaryota, Fungi, Basidiomycota, Agaricomycetes, Boletales, Coniophoraceae. Gene Ontology annotation, biological process: transmembrane transport. The record is from RefSeq and is a predicted model, not a curated record.
CUCCCUGUCUUCGCCGCCGUCGCUCUCUGCCUUAUGGUAUCCACCCUCGACCAAAUCAUGGUCGCUAUAGCCAUUCCCACCAUUCAAAGCGACUUCAACGCCGGCGCCCUCUCUUCGUGGAUACCGACAGUCUACUUUCUGGCUUCAACGAGCGUGCAGCCACUCUAUGGUCGCUUCAGCGACAUCUUCGGUCGCCGAGCCAUGAUUUGCUUUGCGCUGACAGUGCUCCUCAUAGGAGACUUCGGAUCGGGAUUUGCAAAGUCGAUAGAAGAGCUUAUCGCAUUCCGCGCAGUUGCAGGACUCGGAGGAGGGGGGAUCUUAACGUUGGCGCAGACCGUGAUGUCCGACGUGGUUAGCCUGCGAGAGCGCGGGAAGUACCAAAGCAUAAUAGGGGUUGUAAUGCUCCUCGGGUAUGGAUUUAGUCCUCCGAUCGCUGGAGUACUAGUUCAGCGCGCGACAUGGCGGUGGUGCUUUUGGCUAAAUCUCCCGAUUAUUGUGGUUGCCUUUGUCCUCACCUCGCUAUAUGCACCUACAAAACGAGUGUCGGAAGGCCUGAAGAGUCAGCUGCGGAGCAUCGACUACUUGGGAUCCAUACUCUCCCUACUCGGUUCUGUUUCAUUAACUCUCUCUUUGAUAUGGGGAGGGACAAUGUUCUCCUGGACUUCACCUGUAGUCCUGUCUCUUCUUCCCGUUGGUGUUAUCUUCCUGGUCCUAUUCCUCGUAUGGGAGUGGUAUGGCCCAGCAAUUCCUAUCGUACCCGUGCGCAUCUUCAGAAGCGCUACACUCGUAGGAGUCUGUAUCGUGAUGUUCAUCAGUGGGUUUGUUGGCCAGUCAUCAACCUACUAUCUCGCACAAUACUUCCAAAUCGCGAUUGGGUUCUCGCCCACCCGCUCAUCUCUAUUUGCUUUACCCUCAUUGCUAGGGGACACGCUUGCCAACGUCUUAUCGGGCUUCAUUGUCACUCGAUUCGGGCGUUACAAGGCUCUUAUAUACGUCGCCCUCAUGAUAUGGGCUGUCGCGCAAGGAAUUUUAACCCUCGUUACUGCGUCGACGCCAAAUGUUGUGGCCGUACUCGCCGUGCUAGUCUUCCUGACUGGUUGGGGAGGGGGUCAGAUGCUACAACCAACAGUUAUCGCCGCUCAAGCUAGCGUAGACCAGGAAGAUAUGAGUGUGGUCACCGCUGUACAUAAUUAUGCAUCGCAACUAGGAGGAACUAUUGCUCUUGCUGCAGGAUCAAGCGCAGUUAACAAUGGUUUUCACGCAGCCUUGGCCUCCCUCAAUCUCAAGUCGACAGCCGUUGCAUCCAUCAUAGCAAACCCGGCUCUCCUAAGCCCUGGCUCGUCGGCGCGCUCAUCUUUCCUUGAACAGCUAGGGAUUACAUCCAUCGAGGCGGACCAUGCUAUCGCGAGCGGGUACGGAAGGCUCUUCAUCAUCAACGCUGCAUGUUCGGCCUUUGCUGCUAUCGUGGGCUUGCUCGUGAUUCAGGACAUUGAUCUCGGGCCACGUGGGGCCGACCGAGCCGGUGACUUCGGAUCUGACCUAGCGGGACAGGAGAAAAGUGGAGACGAGCAAGGGCGCGUUGUCCCUAAGAGCCGUCGUGAAGUGGGAUCCACGGAAGUCGUAGGUGGUGACGUCGAUCGACGAGCGACAGAGUGAUACAAAGUGACUGGCUAUAUAUACAUUGGGACGACCUUCACAACACUACUAUCAGGUCUAAUUCUCUGAUUCAACUUCUG